CUUCUUCCCGCAUUUAAUCCUUAUACCCUUUGGGGCUUCUCUUAAACUAGGUUGCUGGCGCUAUGCCCAGGCUAUCCUGUCCUUCGCCCUCACUUCCAGUUUCUGCAACGCCCUCUCCACCUUUACUCCCCUUUGACGCAAUUUCUCUGGUACUGUAGUAGCAAAAAGGGAGUGAUAUUGACUAAGCUGAGCCCUGUCAAACGAGUUGCCGUGAGGAUUGUGGAGAGCUGGUUCCUUGGAUCCUCAAGUUUUCUUUCGGAUAGGAAACCUUUCCCGAUCUUUCAGCUUGGAUCUUUUGCACUGGCCUACUAGGGCCUGCCUGCCAGCACCUGCACCAGCUCCUUAGACAUAAAACGCUGGAAAGAAACCAACUCCCAGGAGGUGGAAACAAGGAAAUAUAUACAUCAAGCUGCGUGCCAGCUGUGCUAUUCAGGCACGAUCUAAUUUGUCCUGUGCAAAGGCAGAUUCUGCGAUGAAAGGAGCAGCGUCUCCAUCCCCACAAUGACUUGUGGGGUAGAGCCAGUGCUUGGCUCACGACGUAUGGCGGAGAUGUGGUUUUGGGUCCUGCCACUCAUCCUAUUGUGCCUGCCUUCUGCCUGCCUUCAGCCUGCAAAUAUUCUGGAGUCUGUCCACUGCUCUGAGGGUCUUGGCUGCCAGCUAUUGGAGGGUGGACUGUGUCUCCCUGGAGAUGCCCUGCCAGCCCCAGGGGAAGACCCAGUCCUGGUGCUGACCCAGAUGGAGACGAGGAACGGACUUCGGUGUCAGCAGCAGCGAGACUGCAUCACCUGUGUGCAGGUGAUCCUACGCCUUGGCCUGCGGGAGCCACCUGCUUUGGGUUCAAAACAAGGCGAGGGAGCUGACAGGACCAGCCCAGAGCCCAGAAGACAUCAUGGCAACACUGAAAGAUACCUGCAGGCGCACGUGCUGCUCUCAGCUACGACAUACGCUUCCUCCCCCUGCGCUGUGAUGAAGGUUUUGGUCCCCUGGGGUGGUGACCGGCACAACAGAAGCGAUUUGGGCUCUCUCCAGUUUGACUGCUUCCCGGUGGCUCUCAGCGGGGAGUUGAAUAUCACGGCAUUCACCCGUCCCCACUAUCAGUUUGCACAACCCUUGCGAAGAACACACCGUGGGCCAGACUGCACCUGGCACAGAGCAAAAGAUGCCAUCCGCCUCUGCCAAGUGCCCAGACUGGAGGUCUCCAUGAAGCUAGACAAGGCAGUGGUGCAUGUGUUGGACAUCCCUGAGGGACAGCACUUUUCCAUGUGGCUGUAUCUGAAUCAGACAAAUGCAUUCAAAGAGCUGGACGAGGACGCACCUAAAUUGCUGACCGGAAACGAGAAUGUGAGCUUGCCUAUCGACCAGGUGUUGCCCUGUCUCUGCUUGGAGGUCUGGCCUAACGUCGGAAGCCAAGAAGAUGCGCCCCGAACUCACCUGUGCCCCUUUGCAAGCGAUGCUGAGGCCUUGUCCAGGGCCUGGCAACAGAGCCGUCUGAAACUUAAAGUCUUUGAGGGGACGCUGAGCUGCUCUCUCUCUGCGCCGUGUGACCUCCCAGGGGAGCUGGUUCCCUGCUGGAGGGGGGCACCCCAUGCCUCUUGCCACCCACUGCACCCCCAGCUGCACCUGGCCCUCACCCCACAAGUGCCGCAGGAGUUCCCAGGACUGACACCCCACCCCAACCUCUGUGUGCAGGUCAGGAGCAACGGAAACACCUACCUCCAAAGCUGCCUGCAGGAAGACACCACAGAAAGCACUUGGAAAAAAGAGCAACAUUUGCUGCUUCGGAAGACUAAGCAUUCCCAAGGGAGCUCUUCUACACAUGUCUUGGAGGAGGGUACCUGGGUCCCCAUCGCCCAAGCUGCCAGCACAGGAAAUGGGAUUCUCGAGGACGCCCUGCUGAAAGACUUGCAGUCAGGAGGGUGCAUGAAGGUGUGGCAUUCAGAGGACGGUGAGAACCACGAGCUCUGGGCCUGUUCACUGCAGAAGUAUUUCCGAAGACGCUGGGCACUGGCCUGGAUGAUGGCUCUCCUGGCCACCUGCUCUAUCCUGCUCGUGCUGCUGCUCAAGAAAGAAGCACUGAAAGGAUGGCUCAGGAUCCUGAAAGAAGAUUACAGUUCUGGAGGAGCGCUUCGGGGACGGCACAUCCUCGUUCUCUACUCUCCCGACCACACUGGCUUUGAGCGCCUGGUGGGCACCCUGGCUGGCGCACUGGCCCAGCUGCAGCUGGCUGUAUCCCUGGAGCUGUGGAGCCGCGGGGAGCUGAGAUCCCUGGGGCCCAUGCAGUGGCUCCAUGCUCAGCGGCACCGGGUCCUGCAAGAAGGCGGAGCCGUUGUGCUGCUUUUUUCCCGCGGCGCCAAAGCUGCUUGCUCGGAGUGGCUGGGUUGGGAGCAUCAAGACAGGCUGCUGGCCACCAAGCCUGACAGCACUUUCUUGGCCUCCCUGAACUGCAUCCUGCCAGACUUCCUGGCUGGUAAAUCCAGGGACCGGUAUAUAGUUGCCUGCUUUGAGGAGCUCUUCCCUGCGGACGAGAUCCCUGCGCUUUUCCGUUCGGGGCCUGUGUACUCUCUGCCGUCGCAGCUCUUCAACUUCCUGCUAGCGCUGGCUGGCCCCGGUGUGAGCCAGGAGAAGAGGAACAGCCUAAGGAGACAUGCGGUGUGGAUCAGCAAGCGACUGGAGGAUGUGGUGCGGGACUGCCGGGAAAAGGAGCCAAGCUGGCAAUAUCCACCACUGCUGCCUUCUCCAGUCUGACGACACACAGCUGAGCUGACGGGGACCAGCAUUCGCCCUUCCGUAGAUUCCUGAGAGGAAACGCUUUCAGAAGUUGGCUGCGUUGGGGGCCCUGUGUGGUUCCAGGAAGUUAAU
This is a messenger RNA of Lacerta agilis (Sand lizard), 2859 nucleotides long. It is a transcript of the gene IL17RC, whose product is annotated as interleukin 17 receptor C. Bases 502 to 2745 code for a protein of 747 amino acids. The transcript is spliced from 19 exons. The record is from RefSeq and is a predicted model, not a curated record. Lineage: Eukaryota; Metazoa; Chordata; Lepidosauria; Squamata; Lacertidae. Gene Ontology annotation, molecular function: interleukin-17 receptor activity.